Pyricularia grisea is the source of this 2827-nucleotide messenger RNA. RefSeq lists its product as uncharacterized. The record is from RefSeq and is a predicted model, not a curated record. Gene Ontology annotation, biological process: protein modification process. Gene Ontology annotation, molecular function: hydrolase activity. Gene Ontology annotation, cellular component: P-body. Bases 272 to 2827 code for a protein of 851 amino acids. Lineage: Eukaryota; Fungi; Ascomycota; Sordariomycetes; Magnaporthales; Pyriculariaceae. The transcript has 3 exons.
CUCGACAUGCCCGUACUACGCUUUUGAGUUUAAAAUAAGUACCUGUCAAAGAAGCGAAUAUAGACCAGUGGGCUCGACAAGAAAACUGCACAAUCUGCCCAUAUUGUCUCCAAGCCCCAAGUCUGUAAGCAAGAGAAUUAAAACCAACGGGGAACUCACACCCCGCUUAACAACACUACUCGCAUACAUCUUGGACCGGAGAAAGAGAUAUCAGGGGCACAUCGCGGGAAGUAACCCACCCCAGCUCCCAAGCAACCACCAGGUCACAGCCAUGCACAUCCUAGUGGUCAACGACGACGGGCCACCGAGCUCGCAGUCGUCACCCUAUGUGCACACCUUGGUCCGCGCUCUUCAAGGCGCCGGCCACACCGUGUCGGUCUGCCUGCCGCACACGCAGCGCUCGUGGAUAGGAAAGGCACACCUGAUCGGCCAGACCGUGAGGCCGACGUACUACCGCCCGCCGCCGCCGCCCGCCAACCCGGCAGGGCUCAUCUUCGACAAGGACGUGCCCGAGAGCGAGGGUAGCACACACAAGCGGCCCACCACGACGGGGGAGGAGGAGUGGGUGCUCGUCGACGGCACGCCGGCUUCGUGCGUCCAGAUCGGCCUACACCACAUGUUUGCCGACCGCGGCAAGGUCGACCUGGUGCUCAGCGGGCCAAACUACGGCCGCAACACGACGGCCCUCUUUGCGCUGAGCUCGGGCACCCUCGGCGGCGCUCUCGAGGGCGCCGCCUGCAGGGUCCCGUCCAUCGCGCUGUCGUACGCCUUCUUCACCCGGAAUCACGACCCGGAGAUCGUGGCGGGGGCGUCGAGGCACGCCGUCCGCGUCGUCGAGGCCCUGUUCAAGCAGUGGCCACAGGACGGGAGCGUUGACCUCUACAGCGUCAACAUCCCGCUGGUUGAGGGUGUCGAGAAGGCUCGCACGCUCUGGACACCAAUGCUGCAGAACUACUGGGCCGAUGGCGGUUGCUUCACGGCGGUGGAAGGCGCCGCAGACGAGGAUGAGGACGAGACCGAGGAGAGGAUCAGGGAGGGUUCCGGGGGUGAAGCUGCCGUUUCGAGUGGCGGCGGCGCUGCGCAGAAUGGUAAUGGGGCCGUUGACGGCAGCGAGGGCAAUGCUCCCGCCAGGACGCACAAGCACUUCAAGUGGCAACCCAGAUUCACGGAUGUCUACAAGAGCGUAGAGGAUGCACCGCCGGGUAACGAUGGAUGGGCGGUCAAGGAGGGCCAUACGAGCGUGACACCUCUUAAGGCCAACUUUUGGCAAGCUGCAACACAUUUACACGGGCAAGAUCUUAAGUUGCCAGUAUUGGAAUCUCGCGAGGUCACUGAAACACUUCCAAUCCGUUCGGGUACCGGGAGUUGUGGGGCAGCAGCUCAAGAUUCUGUGAAUGAGACGUCUCCGGAGGGCGAAAAGGGGGAGCAAAAGUCGCAAGACGGUGAUAAGCUGCAUGCUCUGAUCGCCUACGAUGAUCCCUACGUCCAACCUCUGAUAAUUGAUGCAUUGGGAUCAUUAUUACCUAGUGAUAAGUAUUGCCUGGUAGAUGUACCGGAACAAAACCCCGAGGACAAAGACAAACCAGUUUCACUGGCAAGCCUCAUACCUGGAGAUGGAUCAAAAGCACUUCAGGUUGCAUCAUAUGAGGCCAUAGACUUUGACUACGCAGCAGAGCAUCAAAAUACUGUCGUCAUCAACAGCUACAAAUUUCGAAAGGCCUUGAUACGGAAGCACUUUCUCGCCACAGCCGUCGAGAACUGGAUCAUCAAGUACCCAGACUCGAUACUGGCCCGGCACGUCAAGCCCAGCUCAUCAUUCGAGGUCGACUACGCCGAGUUUCUAGAUGACGCACUCGUCGAGGCCUGGGAUCUGCGCGCGAGCCUGGAGAACGAAGAGAAGAGGGAAUGGUGGAUCCUCAAGCCUAGCAUGAGUGACCGCGGCCAGGGGAUCCGGCUGUUCAGCACCAUGGAGGAGCUGCAGGGCAUCUUUGACGAGUGGGACGUCGACACGGACGACGAGGACGACGAGGCGGACGGCAUCAUGGCGGCGCACCUACGACACUUCGUGGCGCAGCCCUACAUCGACCCGCCGCUGCUGCUACCAGGCGACGGUCGCAAGUUCCACAUACGCACCUACGUCUUGUGCGUCGGCGCCAUGAAGGUCUACGUAUACCGUGAGAUGCUCGCCCUCUUUGCGGGCAGGGAAUAUCGAGCACCGUCUUCUGACGAGGGAGAGCUGGACGCACACCUCACCAACACUUGCCUGCAGCAGGAAACAACUGCCGCUUCUGUUACCGCUGCUACUAGUGACGCCAAGGAUGGCGAAGCACCUUCUCCUCCCCCGCUCGUGCGAAAGUUUUGGGACCUGCCAGAUGUGCUGGUCGAGGACAGGACGGACAUCAGCAAGGGGACGAUAUUCUCUCAGAUCUGCGAGGUGACGGGGGCCGUCUUUGAGGCCGCGGCCAGGGGUAUGCCGAUGCACUUCUCACCGCUCGCCAACGCGUUCGAGGUCUUUGGGGUCGACUUCCUCGUCGACGCACAGGGGGUGGCCUGGCUGCUGGAGGUGAACUCGUUUCCGGACUUUAAGCAGACCGGAGACGAGCUCCGAGAUGAUGUGGUGGCGGAACUGUGGAGGCAGGUGCUGCGCCUCGCCGUCGUCGAGGGUGGGCCUUUGAGCUUAGGAGGAAAAGGGGAUCGUGAUGCUCAUGGUCAUGAUGAUUCUGCCGAUGCUACUGAGACACACUCGGCGGCGGCUGGUGACGGCAAGAUGGUUCUCGUGAAGGAUGUAGAUCUUGGCAAGGAGGGCCUCUUGGGCUUUCUGGGGUGA